AAAUUCAACAAGAAAAAAUUCAACAAAAAGAAAUUAUUGAAAUUGAAGACUCUCAAAAAAUAAAAUCUGUUGAAUUUGAUACUUUAUUACAAAGAUGUUCAGGUAUAUCUAAUAUUUUAGAAAAUAUAACUUUUAAAUCUUCUACAAAUAUAAGCAUUAGUGAAAUAAGUAAAGAAAAGGAAAAAUCUACAGAAGAAAUUGAAUCUCAAACUGAAUUAGAAAAAGAUAAUA
Molecule: messenger RNA, 231 nt
Organism: Dentiscutata heterogama
Lineage: Eukaryota; Fungi; Glomeromycota; Glomeromycetes; Diversisporales; Gigasporaceae
Source: the annotation of a GenBank genome assembly